Pseudovirgaria hyperparasitica is the source of this 231-nucleotide messenger RNA. RefSeq lists its product as uncharacterized. The record is from RefSeq and is a predicted model, not a curated record. Lineage: Eukaryota; Fungi; Ascomycota; Dothideomycetes; Acrospermales; Acrospermaceae. The transcript is spliced from 2 exons. The coding region runs from base 1 to 231 and encodes 76 amino acids.
AUGCAAUUCUCCGCAAUCUUCGCUACCGUUCUGGCUGCGUCCGUCGCUACGGUCAGCGCUCAAUCCUCUGAGCCUGUCGUCACGCUCACUCCUUGCCCACCUGGUGCUACUCCCACCGGUGGCAACGGUGGUGUUCCAACUCCCCCUCCGUUCACUGGUGCUGCCAACUCUCUCCCAUUCCCUACCGCCGCUGCUGUCGCUGUCAUGGGUGUCGCCGCCUACUUUGCAUAG